Messenger RNA from Clupea harengus (Atlantic herring), 1100 nucleotides. RefSeq names its product hydroxycarboxylic acid receptor 2-like. Gene Ontology annotation, biological process: G protein-coupled receptor signaling pathway. NCBI's taxonomy places the organism in Eukaryota, Metazoa, Chordata, Actinopteri, Clupeiformes, Clupeidae. Gene Ontology annotation, cellular component: plasma membrane. Gene Ontology annotation, molecular function: G protein-coupled receptor activity. The record is from RefSeq and is a predicted model, not a curated record.
AUGUCAGUGAGCGGCUGCUGUCCCUACGAGGGUGAGCUGCUCCCCAGAGCGCUGCCUCCUCUGAUUAUCAUAGAGUUCCUGCUGGGUGUCCUGGCCAAUGCCUGGCUGCAUCCCCACCACCGCCUCAACUCUGCCUCCGCUGCCGAGGCUGCAGGCGUCGCUGGGGCAAUGUGGGUACUCACCGUCUCCCUGAACGCCCACUUCCUGAAGGUACCACAGCACCUGGCGGUGGGAAAUGCCAUGAAGUGCGAGAGCUUCCUGGUGUGCCUGACUGUGGCCCCUGCUUCCCUCUGGUCCAGGACAGCCUCGUUCGUGAUCAUCUUCUUAGUCCCCCUAGCUCUGAACCUCGUCUGCUCGCUCCGCAUCAUCUCCGAGCUCAGGCGCAGGCAUCUGGAUCACCACGGCAACAUGAAGAGGACCAUCUCCUCCCUGGCCAUGGUGGUGGUAGUGUUCGUAGUCUGCUUCCUGCCCAGCAAAGUGUUCCAGGUGCUGAUCUGGGUGAAGGUGUGGUCGCAGUGCGAAUCCGUGGACGUAAUGAACGGGAUAUUCUACGCCACGCUGACCCUCACCUACCUCAACAGCAUACUGGACCCUGUGCUCUACUACUUCUCCAGCCCCAACAUCCAGCGGGUGUGCAGACAGCUGGUGAGACUCCAGAGCACAGAGGGAAUGGUGGACACAGGGGAGGACGGGACUUAAGACAUUAGCUCCCAGGCUGACAGACAGGAGUGAGGGGUCUGAGGCUCCCCAUUGCUCAACAUGGAGACACAUUUCACUCAUGCAGUAACAUAGUGCUUACUGUUUUAAUUGAAGACAUUUUUCUUAUUUUUCUCAUUCUUAUUUUUCUCAUUUUUAUCAAAUAUAAAAGGUACAAAUUGACUAUUGGAAUUAAAUAAAUUGAAAUGAAAUAAUGAAAUCAAUUUGUAUUAAAUUAGGCCUAGUAUGUAAGCAUUAGGACAAGACAUAUAUAUAUGUUUUAUUGUUAAUGUCAUUUAUUAAUAGAUGUAAACAUUUUGAGUAAAUGUUGACCUAUGAAAUAUGUGCUGAUUCAAGUUUAAAAUCGACAUCAGUUUAAUCACUGAAUUAAAUGCUUUUUCCUU